This is a messenger RNA of [Candida] anglica, 744 nucleotides long. Lineage: Eukaryota; Fungi; Ascomycota; Pichiomycetes; Serinales; Debaryomycetaceae. The record is from the annotation of a GenBank genome assembly.
AUGCCAGUGGAGCUUGUACUCUCUCCCGUCAUGAGGCCCUUGGUAAUGGCCAAGGCUGUGCUUUUCCACCCUCAUCGUAGAGCCUCCCGAUAUGUCCCAACUAUAGUUGAGAUGUCCGAAGAUGUCUCUCAGUAUGCUGUGUUGAAACAAUUUGGUUCUGGUUCCAAGAUUUUUGACGUAUUUGAUACCGAAAAGGGAGCAAAGCCAUUGGGUGCAAAUGAUCCAGGAAAGAAACUUUUUUGGUUUGUGAGAUCAAGAGCAGUUAAAGGUGCUUACAAGAUGUAUUCUUCCGCAAUUUCAGGAACAGGAGAAAACGGGGAAGAUGAACCUGUUGCUGCAGUUCGUGCUGGAUUACGUUCUAAUGUACUUUUGAUCAGAGCUCCUGAUGUAGCCGCAGCUGAACUUGGCUGGCAUAUUAUCAGUCAUAGAGUGGAUGCGAAUGACAGUUACCGUAUGUUCACUUUGGCUGACGGGUUUACUUAUCAAUGGACGACCAAAGGUAAAUGGUUAGAAAAAGUACAUAAUGUAGGAGAAAAGGAAUCUGAAGUUCGUGAAAGAAUUGCUCAAGUAAUCCCCAAUGGAGUCAAUGGAUUUACUUUGAUUGUUGAUGAAACAAAAAUUCCUAGAGAAAUGGCCCUUGGUACUGCUUUAUGUUCUCAUAUUGACCAUUGGAAUACGAAUAUUGAUGUUGGAGGUAUCUACUAUGCUAGACAACCUCAUCAAGUUCGGUGGAAGAGAGAUUAA